AAAAGACAAAGUGCAAAAGGGAACUAAUAAGGCCUUUGAAUUGGAUUCUGUUGUCUCCACUUUAGAAAAGCUGCAGAUAUAGAAACUCUUCUUUAACAAAAGCUUGGGACUCUCUGUGCUCCUUUCGAUUACGAUUCGUCAUCUAUAAGACAGAAAGAUCGAAAACUUGUCCCAGAAUAGAAAUAUUCCUUCCCUCUCACUCAAAGUGGCAUCAAUGAAGUAGCUCGGGUUUUGUCAGUGGGUUAGUGUGCCAUCUAGUGUCUUUCCCUUGCCAUCCAUGAAUACUGUGGAAACUAGCGCAGACCCAGCUUGCAGCACGCCGUCAGUGGAAGAAGAAAUUCUGAUCAGGAAUCUCCUCAUUUCCCAUGAUCCAGAUGGUCGUGAUCUCGACUCUGACCUACUGCUUCAAGCAGUCAAGAAUGUCUUACAUUUUGCCACUUCGUCGGAAACAAAACUUGACACGGCAGAAAGAAGUUACAACAGUCAAAUCGAAGAGGUCGGUUCCCAAAAAUUUAUCGGAGAUGUUGUCGACAAGAUUUUGCGAGAGUUGUUCUACAAGCACCAUCACGGAGAAGACUUGCAAACGAGAACGAUGAACUUACUUGAUUUGCUUAGGAACUUCCGAUGGAAUGAGAAAAUGGUCUUCAUACUCGCUGGUUUAGCCUUCAGCUACGGCGAGUUUUGGCUCGUGAUUCGGCUCUGCCACCAGAAUCCAUUGGCCGGGUCAAUAUCAGUGCUCAAGCAAUUCCCAAGUGACUUAAAGUUGUUCAAGCCUAGAUUGAAGGCAUUGAGUUGUUUGAUCGGGAAGAUGAUGGAACUGACAGAGCAUGUAGUGAAGUUCGAUAGCUUGCCGAUAUCAGAAGUAAAGAUGGAUCCUGAGUUGGUCGAAACCACCAAGCAUCAUAUGUAUUUGGCAGUGUAUUGGGUCGCUAGAAGUGCCAUUAAAGGCUCCUCUCACAUCGCGGACUUGAGGGCUGUCAAACCGAAAAGAGUGUGUAGAAAUUUGACAGCAGGUGCAGCAUGGGAGCUACUGAGUUUGGUCCUUAAGCUAAGCAACUCAUGCAUCCGGCUGCAGAGGCUUGUCGAAGUUUGUCAUCGGCAAAUAGAGGAAAAAAUCUACAAGAAGCUGACGGGUCUUUUCAAUGAGACGCACGUUGAUAAUCAAGAGGUACUUCGCGUGUUAUUCUCUCUAAAGGAUAACUUGCCUUUCAAGAAAAGUCUCUCGCAAGAAAAGGUUGGUAUUUCGAAAUUCAAGGACAAAGUGGUUAUUCUUUACAUUUCGAAGCCCGAGCUUCUCACACCAGAGGACUUGCUCUUCCUACUUCACCAGAUGUAUAAUAAUCCUCACAUCAGUAAAUUAGAGGGAUCUUACGAAAUUAUAUACAUACCAAUCCUGACUUCCACUAGCUGGAGUGACUCAGAAGAACAAAACUACGACUUAGUAUCGAACUUCUUGCCCUGGUACUUGAUUCGUAAACCCCAGCGGCUUAGCUCAGCAGCAAUGACCUUCAUAAAACAGGAAUGGAAUUAUGAAGAAGAGCCUAUCAGCGUAGUUAUUGACAAUAAAGGGUCGGUAAUAAACUUAAAUGCUAUCGAUACAAUGAAGAUUUGGGGAUCUGAGGCAUAUCCCUUUUCAGCUUCUCGAGAAGAAGAGCUCUGGAAGUUUGAGAAAUCUACUUUCCUGCUAAUGUUUAAUGGGAUUGAUCCUCUCUUGACUGAUCGGAUUCGAGAAGGCAGGAAUGUCUGCAUUUACGGAGGAGAUAAUGUCAGAUGGAUCCGAGAAUUCCAAGCAAAGAUUGAGGAGACUAUUCUAAGCAAGGCUCUGCAGCUCGAGAUAGUAUACGUGGGCAAAAGGACCCUCACUUCGCUAGUGAGGAACAUAUUACUUGCCGAAACCCAAUACCAGCCAAGCAAUAUCCCUAUCUCUGUCACAAAUAUCCAGUUCUUCUGGACUCGACUAGACAGCAUUAGAAGAUCAAUUCUUCGUCAAAGAAACAAAGCAAAUGUCGAUCAUAUAUUACAAGACGUGUCGUGGCUGCUGGAGAUUGAUGAGAGUGCAACAGGCUGGGCCAUGCUUGGAGACGGGACAUCGAGAGACACCCUAAGGCUGCGAGGUAAAGAGGUUAUGGAGUGUUUGGACAUGUUCCCAAAAUGGCAAGGAAAUGUGUCGAAGUGGGGAUUGGUGGGUGCCAUUAGAAUGGCUCUGGAGCCGCCAUCUACUCCAACACCUUGCGGCCACUCGGAAACUAUUCCAUUUGACGAGAGUUUGUUGGGGAAGAAUUUGUUCUGCAAUCAAUGCAAGCGCCCAAUGAAGGGCUUUGUCACGUAUGAGUGAAUAACGGAGUUUGCAGAUGCAGUUCCUGUGUUUAUUAUGUUUCUUGACAGACAGUACAACAUUCAUAGAAUUCAAAAUGAAGUGAAACCAUUUUUCCUAAAA
Messenger RNA from Punica granatum (pomegranate), 2437 nucleotides. NCBI's taxonomy places the organism in Eukaryota, Viridiplantae, Streptophyta, Magnoliopsida, Myrtales, Lythraceae. The record is from RefSeq and is a predicted model, not a curated record.